GGCAAAUACUUUGCCGAAAACGACGGCCUAUCCCUCGGACCUGGUACAUUUGUCGAAGCACUAGAAUACUUGGCCAAUGUGAAAUCAACUAUUGUUGGUAAACCCGAGAGAAGCUUUUACGAACUAGCGUUAAAAGAUAUGGGACU
This is a messenger RNA of Paraglomus occultum, 146 nucleotides long. Lineage: Eukaryota; Fungi; Glomeromycota; Glomeromycetes; Paraglomerales; Paraglomeraceae. The record is from the annotation of a GenBank genome assembly.